AUGCUUCCCACACUGUCAGUCAUCCUUUUUCUGAGCUCCCUUUUCCAUGUUGAGGGAUCUGCAACUUUCCAAGAUGAAUAUCGCGGCGACUAUGUUCCCAAGUUUAUCGAUUCUGGGCUCGGCCGCCAGGUUGUCGCUCCUAAUACACCAUACGUGGCCGUGUCAGGUCGUAACUCGCUCUAUUUUAUCGACACACGACACGACGCCGAGACUGCCCAGCACAUCAAGGCGCAAAUCGAGCAUGCCGCCAUGCCUCACUCGGGCGAGUCUCUCUUCAUCGACGAAAUCGCCGCCACCGCGGAGUUGAGGGACGCAGCGACGGGCAAGACCAUUUUUGUUUUUGAUCCCCCGUAUGCUCGAGUCUUGUUUGCCAAGGGAAUAAACAAGCGUAACCCGGAUCUCAAGCUUCCAGAGCACGAACCUGCCGGUUCCUGGGAGGUGAGCUACGACCUCGGCAGUGCCUUGAGGCCCAGGGCUUUUUUUUGCUACGACUUUGGCUGCCACAGUCAUGGAGAUUGCAUACAGCAGACCAACGGAAAUUGCAACCUCUGCCAUCACUACAGAGUUGACAAUGAAUGUGACCAGGGCUUGACUAAUGCCAUUGGCAUCUGCACUCACGGCAUCUGCCGAAAGGCGGUUGACACUCCGAGAGAGACUGGCGAGUCGGACGCUGCCUACUACCAGCGCAUGGACAAGCUGCAUUGGCAUUGA
Molecule: messenger RNA, 711 nt
Organism: Beauveria bassiana ARSEF 2860
Lineage: Eukaryota; Fungi; Ascomycota; Sordariomycetes; Hypocreales; Cordycipitaceae
Exons: 1
Coding region: 1-711 (236 amino acids)
Source: RefSeq, a predicted model, not a curated record